CCGUGGCGACCAUCGUCACGACGCCGAGAUCGCCAAAGAGAGAAUCAAGAAGGAGGAAGAAGAGAAACGAAUGAAGGAAAAGGAAGAAGAAGACAAGAAGAUUCAACGAGUCAAAGGUAGAGAGGAACUCCAGAAAAUGAUUGGUAAGACCAUAGAUACAAGAUUGGGGGGGACUGGAGUCAACGGUGUGCCUGCCAAGAAGAGCGAAGCCAACAAACUUGACAAACUGCGCGCAAAGGUUGCCGAGUUAGAACGAGUGAACACGUCUUCAGUCGAAACCGGGAUGAGUGAAAUCGAGAAGCGUCGUGCCGAGAUUGUUGAGCUGAAGCAAGCGCAAGUGUUUUCUCGACCUGCCGGCCAUAUUGCCGAAGCUGCUGGUCGAGCUCAGGCUGAGAAGGAGGAGGCUUGGAAAAACAUACAAGAGUCGUACGAGAAAAGGAUGACAAUAUCGGAGGAGCAGAUAGUUACCUUGAGAAGGUUGAAGGAUGAUGCAGUAAGUGAGGCAGACGCAUGGAAGUUAGAAGCACAAAGGUCCGGCAACAAGAGGGGCGACAUCAAUAUUGGAGUGACACCGACAACUCAGGCUAGGGUACGAUCGAGAAAUACUCCUGUACAAACCACGACUCCGAGGAAGAAGAUGGCGCUAGAAGAUUACCAAGCGUUUGCUCAACAGCAUGAAGAGGAGGUUGACCUUUUGUGGGAUAUGCGUGCCAAAGAGGUGGAGCGAAGAAAGGAAGCAGAGCUGGAAGCCGAGCAGUUGAAAGAAAAGCUCGAUAGACUGGAGAUUGAGAGGGCAGAGAAGACAAAGACGGCUGAAACAUGUUUGCAAGCUCGCCUGGAAGCUGUCAUUAACGACGCAACUGGCCCUUCAUCUAUGGGCAAGAAGAACGCUACAACGACGAAGAACGAUGAUGCGAUGAAGAUCGAUAAGUUGAAGAACGACAAGGAGGCAUUUGUUAAGUCCAAUCGUCUCGACUUGAGAUCUAUGAAGAAAGAUGCAGUGCAAGCUAUCUGCGAGAAAGAGGGAGUUUAGUACAUAACACUGGAAAAAACAAAGGAGGAGAUUGUGAAAACGAGACUAGCAAGGGCAUUUGGUACCAGCACCGAAG
This is a messenger RNA of Chara braunii, 1109 nucleotides long. The record is from the annotation of a GenBank genome assembly. NCBI's taxonomy places the organism in Eukaryota, Viridiplantae, Streptophyta, Charophyceae, Charales, Characeae.